Molecule: messenger RNA, 1418 nt
Organism: Truncatella angustata
Lineage: Eukaryota; Fungi; Ascomycota; Sordariomycetes; Amphisphaeriales; Sporocadaceae
Exons: 3
Coding region: 78-1277 (399 amino acids)
Source: RefSeq, a predicted model, not a curated record
CACCUUGUUACCCACCCUCCUCUUCACCUUCCUCUCGGGUUUCGCGCUAUAGCGAUUUUAGCGCCUGAAAUAACGCAAUGAGUUCAUCCGCUAUAGAUACAAGAGAAACUUCUCGGCCAGACCCUAGCCGCUCGAUAUUUCAAAGACGGAGGGUUCACCCGCAGGACCCCAUAGUCCGAGGUGUAGAUACAGAGAUAAACAUUCAGCGAAUCGCGUACGACAUUGUCGCCCUAAACGUUUAUACUUUGAGAGCCUUACAAGAUGGUUGGUUCCAAGCACCUCAGGUUGUUAAUAGGAGCAGAUACGAGAAGUUUGAAGAAAUAAUGGGCGCUGAAGCGCAACACCACGUCGACAUGGCCAAUGAGCAAUCUGAACACGAGUUCAAUGCCUACAUCAUGGAAUUCGUCCAAAAUCUAAGUCAUUUAGAGCUGAUGAGGCUUAUAACGGACCCAAGGCCUAAUGAUUACUACUCAGAUGUCAUCUCCGUGUGUCUAAAGAGAUUCCAUGCAGCCGUCGCGCAUGCUACAAUAGCUUCCAGGCAAGAAAAUAUGGACAUCCCAGCGAAGUAUGACUUCUGCGAGACGUAUCAAGAGUAUAUCGAAUAUACAGUCGUCCACCGAACAGAAACCCGACAACAACUUGCAAUAACGUUAAGACGGACCGGGUCGCUUCUUGACUCAAUUCGCAUACCUGUCAACGGUAGGAGCCUCCCUGACACAUAUUUGCUUCAACUCAGAGAUAAGUUGGUGGCUUUACAAGGACACUACCCAGAUGCAUGCUUUGCUUUGUUUGAAACCUAUCGAGAUCUUUUUGAUAUGUCUGCUGAGCGCUGGUGGGAAUCUGCCUCUGCGAUAGCAACAAAAAAAUCAACGAGCAGUACUAAAAUGGAGGCUCCAGAAACGCUGGCAACUGUACAAGCAACUCUUCAGUUUGGCGUGCCCACUUCUUGCCUACUAUGCUGCAUUCCAAUCGGCCUCGCGUAUUUUUACAGCGUGUCUGAACCUGGUACGAUUACAGAUUCGGACUUUUGGCAGUUAGUAGCAGGUUCGGGUAUGCAGACUCUCUCUCUAGCAACCAUGAUUUGGCCAGCUAUGGUAUCCACCAAAGUCCUUGAUCUCUCUCGCACCUAUAUCUGGUUUCUCGCAACCACAAGCGCGAUUUCAGUGCCCGCCAGCAUUCUAUUGUACUUGUUCCUUUCUAUCCGCUGGAGUAUUAUUAUUUCUUUUGGCGGGAAUAUUGCACAGGCUCUAAUUCUACUUCAAUUCAUAAACGCUUAAGGCAGAAGAGCUAAACAGACAUGAUCCUUUUUGCGAAUCUAAAGGCUGUAUAUGAAGCACGGACAGCGAUUUGACUCCAGUAAUUUCAGUUGUGACUGAUUUGGUUAGGUCAUAGUCCGAAUACAUUUUUUUAUGUCAAAA